This is a messenger RNA of Cryphonectria parasitica EP155, 3186 nucleotides long. Its product is annotated as vacuolar protein sorting-associated protein 11. NCBI's taxonomy places the organism in Eukaryota, Fungi, Ascomycota, Sordariomycetes, Diaporthales, Cryphonectriaceae. The record is from RefSeq and is a predicted model, not a curated record. Gene Ontology annotation, cellular component: HOPS complex; endosome. Gene Ontology annotation, molecular function: protein binding; protein-macromolecule adaptor activity. The transcript is spliced from 3 exons. Bases 152 to 3088 code for a protein of 978 amino acids. Gene Ontology annotation, biological process: vesicle-mediated transport; organelle fusion; vacuole organization.
GUCAACAGUGCGUUGCCGUCCCACUGCGCUUCGUCAUUGCAACGUCUCGAUUUGAAUGUGCACCCCCCCCAUUGACACCCUCUAUCCCUCGGAUAAUGUGACUUGAAAGUCUAGGGCUGUCUCGCUAACUGACUGAGAAGGCUUGUUGACAAUGGCUCUUUCUUGGAAAUCCUUCGAUUUCUUCGACGUCAGCCAGGUCAAACUGCCCGACGAUGCCGAGACACGCUCCUUCUUCGAGGGCAACGAGAUUGCCAGCGUCUGUUCCGGCUCCGACAGCCUCUUCCUCGGCAGCACUGACGGAUAUGUGCGCAUCGUGGGCCCGAGCUGGAAGAUCAUGCGUAGCUUCCAGGCGCACGAGGACGUCCGGAUAUCACACAUGCGCCAGGUCGAAGGAACGAGCCUGCUGGUCACUGUCGCCGAGGACCUGAGCAGCGAGCCUGUGCUCAAGGUCUGGGCCCUGGACAAGCCGGUCAAGAAGACAGGAAUCCCGACCUGCCUCAGUACCGUGACCAUCCACAACGCGAGGAAGCAAUUCCCCAUCUCCGCCUUCGCGGCCUCAGAGGACCUGUCACAGAUCGCUGUUGGCUUCGCCAAUGGCGCUGUCACUGUCAUCAGGGGCGACCUGAUCAACGACCGUGGCGCGAAGCAGAGGAUCGUCUACGAGUCAGAGGAACCCAUCACUGGUGUGGAGCUGCGGGUGGACGAGAAACUCACGACCCUCUUUGUCUCGACCGUGUCUAGGAUACUCAAGUUGACUAUACUGGGCAAGGGCCAAGGCCAGCCGCCAAAAACAGUCGAGGACCAAGGCUGUGGUGUUGGGUGCAUGACGGUCGACGGGUCCACAGGAGAUAUUGUUGUUGCCAGGGAUGAUGCCAUCUACUACUACACACUGGAGGGUCGGGGCCCGCCGCGCGCAUACGAGGCCCCCAAGGAGCUGGUUUCUGUGUAUAACAACUAUGUUUCCAUCGUCUCGCCGCCGGCGUCGGCACGGUCGCAGGAUCCUGACAUGAUACGGCGGCGUUUCGGAGGCAGUGCUGCAGAUGCCAUCUUUAAUGCAUCGUCAUUCCUGUUGCUCGAGCCCGACCUCAAGGUGGUGGCGCACACCGAGACCCUCAUCUCCAAGGUCGUGGCCGUCUUUGAGCUGUGGAGUGAUUUAUACACCUUGACGCAGGAUGGCAAGAUACACAGGUACCACGAGAAGACGCUUCAGCAGAGACUGGACAUGCUGUACCAGAGGAACCUCUACCCGUUCGCGAUCUCACUUGCACAGACAGCCGGCCUGGAUGCACAACAGCAGAACGCCAUCUUCCGGAGGUACGGCGACCACCUGUAUCAGAAAGGAGAAUACGACCAGGCUAUGGUCCAAUACAUCAAAGCAAUCGACAACACAGAACCAUCACAAGUAAUACGAAAGUUUCUUGACACGCAGAGAAUACACAAUCUCAUCGACUACCUUGAACAGUUGCACGAGCAUGAAAAGGCCACGUCGGAUCAUACGACCUUGCUGUUGAACUGCUAUGCCAAGCUGAAGGAUAUCGACAAGCUGGAGAAGUUCAUCAAGCAGCCUGGAGAUCUCAAGUUCGAUCUGGACACGGCUAUCUCGAUGUGCAGGCAGGGAGGCUACUUCGAGCAGGCAGCAUACCUCGCCAAGAAGCAUGGUGAGAACGACCUGGUGGUCGACAUCCUCAUCGAGGACCUGAGGAGUUACGACGAGGCGCUCAACUUCAUAUGGCGUCUUGAUCCCCAGGAGGCCUACCCAUGUCUCAUGAAAUAUGCCAGAGUUCUCAUUGAGAACUGUCCCAAGGAUGCGGCCCAAAUGUUCAUCGACUAUUACACCGGCAACUAUCGGCCCAGGAUACGCCGCAUCGCUACCAACGAUUCAGUCACUCCCUCUUCGGUCGGUGGGGGCUUUGCCGCCGGCGCAGCAAGCGCUGUCCAGAAUCUCUCCAAUCUUCUCCCCCUUCCCUACAUGAACAACUCGGCCGUUGCUUCACCUCCCACGCAAGGGAACCUGCCGGCAACUGUCAGCGAAGGUUCAGUCCUCAUUGACACCGAUGACGCGCCUCCACCCAAAUACACGCCUCCACCGCCACGGACGGCGUUUUCAUCGUUUAUAGAUCAUCCUGACGAGUUCAUCGUCUUCCUCGAAGCGUGUCUGCAAGAGGACAGCAUCUCGGAUGCCGACAAGACCGACCUUUACACAACCCUGUUUGAAAUGUACCUGCACAAAUUCACAGACACGAAAAGCGAAACUGGCCGGGAGGAGUGGGAGCAGAAGGCCAAGAAGCUCAUCGAGGGCCGAGGGGCGCCGAUAGAAAACUCCAAUGUCCUCCUACUCUCCCACCUGUCUGAUUACCAUGACGGGACCACCCUUGUCAAAGAGCAGGCCGGUCUGCUGUCUGAUAUCUUCCGCUCCUACACCUCGGCCAAAGAUACCCGUGGGGCCAUGAAGGCAUUGCGCAAGUAUGGUGCUCGAGAGCCAUCGCUGUAUCCGGCUGCUCUAGCAUAUCUUACAUCGGACACGCGUGUGCUGGACGAGGCAGGUCUUGACGAGCUGGCCUCUGUUCUCGACAAGAUUGACAAAGAUGGCCUGAUGGCACCGCUGCAGGUGGUCCAGCUGCUCUCCAAGAACACGGUCGCGACCAUGGGGAUGAUCAAGCCGUAUCUGCACAAAACGGUGGAGAACGAACGAAAAGAGAUCGCCUCGAAACGGAACCGUGUCGCCGGGUUCCGGUCAGAAACCGAACAGCGGCGAGCCGAGAUCGCAAGUCUGGGCUCAAACCCCACUGUAUUUCAGGGUACACGGUGUCUGGUUUGCACACAGAUGCUGGACCUGCCGGCUGUGCACUUCCUGUGCAAGCACAGCUUUCAUCAGCGGUGCCUGCGAGGCGGAGACGGUGUGGACGGCGAGUGUCCGCUCUGCGCGCAGAACAACCAGACUAUCAGGGCCAUCAAGAGGGGUCAAGAGGAGAAUGCGGAUCGUCACGAAUUGUUCAAGGAUGAGCUGGAGAGGAGCGACGAUCGGUUUGCGACGGUCGCCGAGUGGUAUGGUAGAGGUGUCAUGGGCGUCCCGCAGAAUAUGGAAUGAUGAGUAUUUCGCAAGCCUCAAGGAGUUGCCUCCGCUUGUGCCGAUUGGGUAUUAUGAAUUGUGUUCUUUUAUCUGUCUAAUGAAGAUAUUGGCGAGAC